Chara braunii is the source of this 1275-nucleotide messenger RNA. The record is from the annotation of a GenBank genome assembly. NCBI's taxonomy places the organism in Eukaryota, Viridiplantae, Streptophyta, Charophyceae, Charales, Characeae.
UCCGCGGCCGAUCCGAUGUCCACGUCUGGCGGGGGGGACCCCGCACAGGUGGACAGGCGUGACGCUGACGGAUAGGAGAUGCCACAGACUUUGGUGGUUCGCACUGCUGUGGGGCCAUUGGUGCCGCAUCAGGCACCGUUUUUGGAGGGUUAUAGGCGUCGUGCACAUGGCGGGGGCCCGGUUGAGGAACGACGUGUAGGCAGGGGCGCGUGCAUACCCCCGGUCCCUACUUUUGCACCAUCACGGACGAGGCUGGAGAUUAGGCAUGUGGCUACGCCUCGGGGCAGCCUCCCUUUUGGUUUUAUGAUCGCUGAGGAGUUGGAGGACCACGGCAGGAGGGAUUUGACGGAGAUCGACCAGCGCGUUUUGAGGUCAGUCCCGGAGGAGGGGAAGCUGCCUCACGUGCAUGACUUAUGUUGCGGGCCAGCCAGCCCCAGCUUACCUUCUGGGUGUUCCAUCGCAGCGCCAUCUGGCGGGGCUGCAGGGGGCUUACCUUCUGGAGGUUCCGUCGCAGCGGCAUCUGGCGGGGCCGCAGGGGACUUACCUUCUAGAGGUUCGGUCGCAGCGCCAUCUGGAGGCGCCGCAGGCCCUUCGUCACCCUUGAUCGCUGCUCCGAGGGAGGACGGCAGUCUCACCCCGAGGUCGGUUGCCCGUAGACGGAGAGACACUACCCAGCGUGCGCGGGAGUUGCUGGACACCAUGUUGUUUGAUCACACAGAUCGACCAUGGAGCGAGAUGAGACGGGUGACGACGGCGAGUGUCGGUCGUCAGCCAGGUUUGAGAGGGGCUUCCACGGCCGUGAGACAUCGAGAUGUUGUAGCUUCAGGGUUCGGUGGUAGAGGCGGUGGCGGCGAUGGCCAGGGCGACGACAUACGUGAGGGUGCAGGCGGUGCCGUAGCGAGCGUCGUGGAUCCGCCCUUGACAUACGGUUUGAGAGAGGCGUCGAUUAUUUUGCAGGAGCCUGACGUUGUUACACGACCGAGGCAGGAGAGACACGUGCCCUUAGAUCGACGCCAGGAGGGGGAGACUUCAGGGACAGACGGUCUAUCUAUGGCACGCGAGUCACGCCGACGUGAUGACCUAGCAGCCGCAGGUGUAGGCAGGACGUUGAGAGGCAGGAGACUCAUUAUGGACGACGACCCCGACGAGUGUCCCGUCGCUCCCGAGCCUUCCGCUGGCAGACGCGGCGGCCAAUGUCAGAGAGAUUGAGGGCGUGGCAGUGGUCGGAGGGGAGGUGGCGGUUCUCAUCGGUCCGAGCGAGAUCCGCGUGCGCGC